GAGGAUAAAUCCGACAAUUCAACGAGGUUAGAGAUAACAGAAACUUGAAGAGGCAAAAAUAACAAUUCCUCUGUUGCGAAUGCGAUGGAGCUCAAGCUGCAAUCUUUUUCACUUCCCUCCCCAGUUUCAAGUAUUAGGGAUGUGAAGAUGUUAAAUUCAGUUUCUUCAUUUGAUUCCAAGUCUUCAAGUAAAAAAUCGAAGAGGUCAUCGAUCGCGGUUCCUGCUUUAGCUGAAACAGCUGCUUCUAUUGCAAUUGCUGGAACAGUUGUUGGUGUUGCAGCUACUCUCCUUGUCCAGAGAACCAAAGCUCCUGAAGUAACAGAGGUUCGUAUGAGAGACUGUGACGAUUGUGGUGGUUCGGGUAUAUGUUCUGAGUGCAAAGGCGAAGGAUUUGUCCUGAAGAAACUGUCGGAUGAAAGUGCUGAGAAGGCGAGACUGACAGCAAAAAAUAUGGCCACUCGGUAUACAGCCGGGCUUCCGAAGAAAUGGAGCUACUGCACCAAAUGCUCAUCUGCACGAUCAUGCACGGCCUGUGGUGGGCGCGGAAAGAUAAGCUACUAGCUCUCGAUCUUGUACAGUUUUCAUCGUUCUGAUCCACACCGACUCUGCAAAAUUACACGCAUUAAUCGCUAUCCUUAAUCUGAUGGAGCUUUUGGUUGACACAGAAGAUCGAUUGGUUUACUUUCUCACAUCCUUCUGAUACUUCAAUCUUCAACUCACCGUAGAGAUUACUCUAAGUCAUUUGCUCCUUCUUUGAUCUUUCUA
Tarenaya hassleriana is the source of this 765-nucleotide messenger RNA. RefSeq lists its product as uncharacterized. NCBI's taxonomy places the organism in Eukaryota, Viridiplantae, Streptophyta, Magnoliopsida, Brassicales, Cleomaceae. The coding region runs from base 85 to 561 and encodes 158 amino acids. The transcript has 4 exons. The record is from RefSeq and is a predicted model, not a curated record.